Rhipicephalus sanguineus (brown dog tick) is the source of this 2956-nucleotide messenger RNA. Its product is annotated as gastrula zinc finger protein XlCGF49.1-like. Gene Ontology annotation, biological process: regulation of transcription by RNA polymerase II. The annotation marks the transcript as partial. The transcript has 4 exons. Lineage: Eukaryota; Metazoa; Arthropoda; Arachnida; Ixodida; Ixodidae. Gene Ontology annotation, molecular function: DNA-binding transcription factor activity; RNA polymerase II cis-regulatory region sequence-specific DNA binding. The record is from RefSeq and is a predicted model, not a curated record.
GAGGCAAGCUGCUCACUGCACGAUCACACAAAAAAAGCACACGAAAAGCACAUGAACACUCAUAAAUCCCGAGGAAACCACAUUCUAGCACGAACCGGCGUCUUUCUUGCAUAUCAGAGCAGUGGCAUCCUCUCCGAAAACAGCGGCUGCAACUGUCAACUCAGCCAAGAUGCGCCCGCCCCUUGACAGUGACGCGAUGCAACAGGCCGCACCUUUUUUUUUAUGUAGCGGCCGUGUCUAUACAAUAUGCUGCAUGUUAUUCUGCUGCAUCUCUAACUGUCACCAUGUGCUCUGAUAUGUUGAAUUAACCGGGGGCAUCAGAGGAUUUUCCAGGAAUAUUUAACAAAUUGCAGACAUCUUUCUUUGUAAGAAGAUUCCAUUGCCUUACUGUGGUCUUCUUCAUGUUGUACCUUUUCGUGUCGUAUUUCUCUAAAGGAGUUGUGUGUCACUAAAUAUUCAUGUUAAAUUGUUAAUUUUUGUUUUCUGAUUUAGAUAGGUAUGGAUUUUCUUAGUGUUCUUCAACUAAUGUGGACACUCCUGAGAGUUCAUUUGCCUGUACACAAGUUAAACUCGUCUCACGUUGUGUUUGUAUGUUGUGAAUGCACUGGGUUGUAGGAAAGUCUUUUGUACUGAGAACUAGAAUGUCGAUUCCUCUUGAUGUUUGAGCUGCCUGUGCAGAUGUACUGUUCUGCGACUUUUGUAAGCAGUCCUCUGAACUGUGCAGCUCAGGCCACGGAAGUAGCAUCUUGACAAGGGUGAAAAACAAGAACUGCUGCGUACUCAGAUUUCGGUUCACGUUAGAAAACCCAGGUGGUAAAAACUAAGCCAUAGUGCCUUGCUAUGUUACGGAUCAAAUGUUAUGGUGGUUUAGCUCGUAAAACCCAAACAUUAUUUAAUUUUAUUAAUCACAUGUCUGAGUUCAUUUGUUUUUCCCUGUUCUCAAUAAAGCUAGUGGCAUGUUGUAUUUCUCAGGUGUUAUCAGACUUAGUAGGCAAGUGUUUGUAGUAAGGUGCAACCGUAGGUUUGAUCCAUCACGAUGUUUGAGCUAAAAAGUAUUCUUAAUGACUAAUAUACAUAAAGAAAGCUGAUUCCCUUGUGCAAAAACAUAUAUUUCAUGCAUUGCAGGAUUGCUUUCUUUUGCCGUUACAUUUGCGCAAGAAUGUGGAAGGUAAAUAGGGCCACCAAUGUAGGCACACACUAGUAAAUUCUGGAUAACUGAUGCGUUGUUUACUUUUCUUUGUCUUGACUAUGUAAUUCUUGCUACUGUCAUUGUUGAAACUGUUGCUCUGUUGCUGAAGUCUCUGUUGAUUUGUAUCGGCAGCAAAAGUCCACCCACCAACCAUGAAGAUGCGCGAAAGAUGCAAAGAAAGCUAUCGACCUUGAAAUAGAACUUGCUCUGGUGUGGGUAAUAAAAAUGGCAUAUCUCAUGUGUUAAGAAGAGGAAGAAAUAGACUGAAAUGAAAGCAUAUUUGGCUGUAUCUAACAAAGGAAUGAGCAAUUCAAGAGUAAUUUUUUUUUGUACUGAUAAUUAUGUGAUACAUGGAGCUUUGGUUGUUCAUAGCUGUUCUUAGUGUGGCAUACCACUUUGAACAUCAGUAGCCAUGCACUUCUGCUGCUUUGACAGUGGCACCUUCGCUUACACUAGUGUCAUUACUUGUGUACAGGGUGGGUUGAAUAGUGCAAAACUGAAUGAGAACAUUGACGUGCUCACAACAAAUAACUUCCGAUGAGGAUAGGAAUGUUGGUUUCUUCAUGUUUGGUAAUUAAGUUUAAUAAAGCACAAUGCAUCCUGAAAAGCAAUUCUAGAAAAAAGCUUCACUGAUUACCAGUUUAUUUUUCUGCAUGGCAAUGUCACGGAUAUUAAAUCUCCGUGGAAGUUCGGCCAUCACACUUUUCUGGGGUGACAUGUUAGGCAUGCAACUAAGAACAUUCUCCAGGGUGUACCUGUCACUUUGUUUCAUGCAUAGACAAUUUUUUUUACGUGUAUGUGGGCAGGUUGCACACGUCCAAGAAUUGUGUAGUAAUAUACAAACGGAAAACAGCAAACGAAAAAGAUUGGCGAGCCUCGUGCAACCCUCCACAUUUGCUGAAGAAAAGAAGUGGUGAUAAUUUUUAGCACCAGCAUUUAUUGUUCUAGUUUUCUUUGACUUUUCUUAAUGGCAUUUUUCUUUUAAAACCAGACAAGUGAUAUUCAGGUGGCAUGCCUUGCUUUUUCUAUGCAGAAGUGAGGUAUUCUAGCGGUCCAGAGUCCCAUUGCUCUUCCAUUGAUGUCUGUAAAACUGAAAGACUAUCUGAUAUGGAAGUCCAUCACAAGGUCCACAUAGGCAAGCGGCUGUUUGAGUGCCACCUGUGCCCUCAAAGUUACCAAUACAAGAGCAAGCUCGAUCAACACCUGCGCACCCACACCGGCGAGCGGCCACAUCAGUGCCCUUCAUGUGACAAGAGCUUCUCGGAAAAGUGCAAACUUAAGGUCCACCUGCGCACUCACACUGGUGAACGUCCAUUUCAAUGCUCCUUCUGCCCACAAAGCUUUUCACACUCAUGCACCCUAUCAGGUCACCAACGUCUCCACACAGGCGAACGACCCUAUAAGUGUCAUUUCUGCCCUGAAAGCUUUCAGUGGGGUGACUCUCUAAAGAUACACCUGCGCACUCACACUGGUGAACGACCAUUUCAGUGCUCCUUCUGCCCGCAGAGCUUUUCGAAUCAGUCCGCCCUAUCAGAUCACCUACGCUUCCACACAGGCGAACGACCGUACAGUUGCACUGUCUGCUCCAAGUCUUUUGUGCGGAGCACUCACUUGAAAGUUCACAUGAAAACACACACUGGCGAAAAACCCUACUGCUGCACUGUGUGCUUCAAGACUUUUGUGCAGAGCUGUCACUUGCAAAGACACAUGAAAACACACGCAGGUGAAAAGUUACGCCAGCGCGCUCUGGCUUACGAUUCGCACCGG